CCACAAUGAGCCGCAACAGCCGCAAGAGCCAUGACCUCCGGCCGCUCUGACGCUCCCUCUCUGGCCGCCUUCCCAGACUCGACCACCGGCGUCCUCCCCGUCCUGCCGCCAGGCGUCGACCUGCCCGAUCGCAACCCUCGAAACAAUGCCGCAACAGCCGCCUCGGCCGCCGGAGUGCGGGCUCUAAGUGCGCAGCUCGUUGCCUUUUACUUCCGCGCCCCGGCCAAGUCCUUCUUCCGCACCAGAGUCGACUACCUGGCGUAUGCCCGCACGAUCCACCAGCUGCAGACGAAGAAGCUGAUGCAGGCCGUGGCGGAAGAUGCGUCGCCGUCGAAGCUGGUGGCGGCGCUCAGGCAGACGUGGUUCUGGAUGCGGAGCACGACCCCCGGCGUCUUGACGUCGGCCAUCCGCCACGAGGGCUGGAGCGUCGUGCCGAACCAGAUCCUGCCGCCGCUCAUCGCCAACAUUGGCGUCAACGCCGUUCUGUAUACGGGAUACCUGCAGAUCCUCGGCCAUCUGCAUGAAGAGAGCUCCAAGGCCAGCAAGCGCGUGUAUCCUCCGCCGCCGCCGCAGGCCACCUUCACGGCUGGGUUUCUCGCAGGCGGGCUGCAGAGUGUUCUGGCGGCGCCGCUGGACGCCCUGCAGGCGCGUUACGACCAUCGCGACAUGAUGCCCAGCGACGGCAGCGGACGGACGCGCAGCAUGUGGACAUUCAGUGCCGAAAAGCUAAGGGAAAUUGGAAUGCGUGGCAUAUUCGCGGGAUGGGGGCUGUCGUUCUUGAAGGACAGCGUUGGUUGUGCCAUCUUCUUCAGCACAUUCGAGUACAUCAAGGCACAGGCGUACUACCGCUUUGUGACGUGGUACUACGGGGGCCUGGAAGAGGACAUUGUCGAUCUUCUUGCCAUCAAGCGUCCAACUGAUAGACCGAAAGAUGACGGCAUCCAGCUCAUUCGGCCACACUAUGCCAUCGAGCCCAUGUUUCUCUUAGCAGCCGGCAUCAGCGCCUCAUUCGCGCAACAGCUUGUUCUCCACCCACUUACGCACUUUCAAGUCAAACACUGGGACCACCUCGAGGAUCUGGACGCAAAAGCUGCACGACUUCGCGCAUCUCGAGCCGCCAAUCCGGACCAGCCUCGGCCGCGGUGGAAGAUGCUGCGGGCGUACUACCGCGCCUAUCAGGAGACCUGGGCAGGGUGUACUGCUGAGGCAUCGGCCGAGGGACUGAAGCUGGGCAAGUGGCUAUACCGCGGGUUCUGGUGGAACACGAUCCGACAGGUGCCGAGCACAAGUGCCGGACUCAUCAUCUUCGAACUCAUUCGGCGUAAAUACGGAUUCGGCAUGGACGAGGUUCGGAUCACCAAGGACGGAUACGACCUUUUGCUGCAUUAGAGGGCGUCUCCUAUGUGAGUUUUGUACAGA
This is a messenger RNA of Trichoderma reesei QM6a, 1419 nucleotides long. RefSeq lists its product as uncharacterized. Gene Ontology annotation, biological process: mitochondrial L-ornithine transmembrane transport. The transcript has a single exon. Bases 31 to 1389 code for a protein of 452 amino acids. The record is from RefSeq and is a predicted model, not a curated record. Lineage: Eukaryota; Fungi; Ascomycota; Sordariomycetes; Hypocreales; Hypocreaceae. Gene Ontology annotation, molecular function: L-ornithine transmembrane transporter activity.